ACGACAGCCCCGAGCUCACCUCAGGUUCAACCACAAACUCAACCUCAACCUCAGUCUCAACCUUUACCACAAAAUCGUCCUGUUCCAGCCCCUAGACCGGCACCUAGACCAACUCAAUCACAACCUAUUGCUCCUUUUCCAGUAAAUGACGACUAUUUAUUGAUUGCUCUUUAUGGUCUCGAAGCAAAUCGUACAUCACCACCAACUUAUCGUCCAGCACCGCAACCAACUUAUUCUCAACCUUUAUCAGCACCUACUCUUUCUCGAGGUAAUAAUAAUGAUAAUGAUAAUAAUGCUAAUGCUAAUGGAAAUAGUAAUGUAAAUUUCAACGUUGAUCUUCCUUUACUCCGAUCUUUUAUGGAAGCAAACAAUAUCCGGGUCCAUCAACACACACCACUCUAUAAUCUCGAAAGGUAGAGUCCGAUACACCAAUAAGAACGUCCGGUGAACAUUUUCCUUUUCAACACCUUCACCAACACCAUUAAUCCGGAUAACAACUGCACCAACAACA
Molecule: messenger RNA, 511 nt
Organism: Tetranychus urticae (two-spotted spider mite)
Lineage: Eukaryota; Metazoa; Arthropoda; Arachnida; Trombidiformes; Tetranychidae
Source: RefSeq, a predicted model, not a curated record